Messenger RNA from Acinonyx jubatus (cheetah), 2368 nucleotides. It is a transcript of the gene NAGPA, whose product is annotated as N-acetylglucosamine-1-phosphodiester alpha-N-acetylglucosaminidase. Bases 69 to 1778 code for a protein of 569 amino acids. The record is from RefSeq and is a predicted model, not a curated record. The transcript is spliced from 11 exons. Lineage: Eukaryota; Metazoa; Chordata; Mammalia; Carnivora; Felidae.
GAAAGCUGCCACCAAAAGCCUUGAGUCACGUGGGGUGGUCCCACGUGAUUGGAGGUCCCGGGUCCAACAUGGCGGCCUCCAUGGGUCGCUGGCUUGUCUUCCUCUUUGCGCUGCUCGGCUUCCUCCGGGAGGCGACCAGCAGCCUCGGCUCGGGGGCCUCCCGCGACGAUGACUUGCUGCUGCCCUACUCCCACGCGCGCGCGCGCUUCGCCCGGGACUGCACGAGGGUGCGCGCCGGCAGCCGCGAGCACGAGAGCUGGCCACCUACCCCUGCGACCCCCAGCCCCCGCGGUCUGGCGGUCCGCACCUUCGUUUCACACUUCUCGGACCGCGCGGUGGCUGGCCAUCUGACGCGGGCAGCGGAGCCCCUGCGUACCUUCUCGGUGCUGGAGCCCGGUGGGUCUGGCGGCUGCGCUUCGAGGCGCCGCGCCACCGUGGAGGAGACGGCGAGGGCGGCUGGCUGCAGCGUCGCCCAGAACGGCGGCUUCUUCCGCAUGGACACGGGCGAGUGCCUGGGGAACGUGGUGAGCGACGGGCGCCCGGUGAGCAGCGCCGGGGGGCUGCAGAACGCGCAGUUCGGGAUCCGCCGCGACGGGACCCUGGUCACCGGGUACCUGUCUGAAGAGGAGGUGCUGGACACUAAGAACCCAUUUGUGCAACUGCUGAGUGGGGUCGUGUGGCUGAUCCGCAAUGGAAGUGUCUACAUCAACGAGAGCCAGGCGGCCGAGUGUGAUGAGACACAGGAGACAGGUUCUUUUAGCAAAUUUGUGAAUGUGAUGUCAGCCAGGACGGCAGUGGGACAUGACCGGAAGGGGCAGCUGGUGUUCUUCCACGCAGAUGGGCAGACGGAGCAGCGGGGCAUUAACCUGUGGGAGAUGGCAGAGUUUUUGCUGAAACAGGAUGUGGUCAACGCCAUCAACCUCGAUGGAGGGGGCUCUGCUACCUUCGUGCUCAAUGGGACCUUGGCCAGUUACCCAUCAGAUCACUGCCAGGACAGCAUGUGGCGCUGUCCGCGCCGCGUGUCUACUGUGGUGUGUUUGCACGAGCCCCGCUGCCAGCCGCCUGACUGCAGCGGCCAUGGGACCUGUGUGGAGGGGCGCUGCCAGUGCACGGGGCACUUCUGGCAGGGCGCUGCCUGCAACAAGCUGGACUGUGGCCCCUCCAACUGCAGCCAGCGCGGGCUUUGCACAGAGACUGGCUGCCGCUGUGAAGCUGGAUGGACGGGGUCCAACUGCAGUGAAGCCUGCAGCAACGGCUCCUUCGGGGAGGACUGCGCCAUGAGGUGCCAGUGUCAGAAUGGAGCUGCCUGUGACCCAGUUGGGGGGACAUGCACCUGCCCUCCUGGCUUUACUGGACAUACCUGUGAGCAGGAGUGUCCCCUCGGCUGGCACGGGCCAGGCUGCCAGAGGCGUUGCGAAUGUGAGCACCAGUGUCCGUGUGACCCCCAGACCGGCAGCUGUAGCCUGGCCCAGGCGCCAGCCCUUAACAGCAUCCUCUCCCAAGUGAAGCAGUGUUUCCGGCCAUCCGAGGCCACCCUGAGGACAGGAGAACUCUCCCUUCUCACCGGGACCACCUGGCUGGCCCUCACCUUGGCCCUAGUUUUCCUUCUGCUGAUCAGCACGGUGGUGAACGUGUCCUUGCUCCUUGGUUCAAGAGCAGAGCGGAGCCGGCAUCUGGAUGGGGCCUAUGUUUACCACCCACUGCAGGAGAUGAAUGGGGAGCUCCUGGCUGGGGAGAAGGAACAGCAGGGUGAUGCCCACAACCCCUUCAAGGACUGAAACCUCCAGCUUCCCGUCAAAGCCUGCUCUGAAGGCUCAUUUUGUUACGGUCUGACUUCCACAAGGGACGUUUCAGGACCGCUGACCAUCUGGGUGAUCUCAGCCCUGGUGCCAAGCCAAGCUUCUGAUAGCACCUGUGCCUCAGCCCCUCAUCUGGCCCUGGGCUCUCACCUGGUCACCUGCUGUGACCCAUGCAACCCUAGCAAUACAGUGCUCCCUGGAGAGAGACUGCUCCUUCCCUGCCUGCCUGUGUCUGCUGCCUGUGAGGGCUGCUCUGCUGCCCAAGAGCCUCCGGCCUCCUGAAGCAGGAGCUGUUAGCGAUGGAACUCGCCGUGACCGCACCAUGUCUGAGUGGCAGGGUCCAGCCAGCCCCCCCUGGGCAGGGGUGGAUUAAAGAGACGAUGGCUACGUCACGGGAUCCUUUUCCACAGACCUCAUCAUGGAAUUUGCCAAUUAGAAUUCUGUUUCCUAUCAUAGGAAGCUCCUUGGAGGGGACAGGGGAUGAAAUCAUGUUUACAAGCUUUCUAUUUUGGCAUCCAGCCGCCAAGACAGUUUUUCUACCACUUGAAUAAAUUGAUGUAAUUAAAGGA